This is a messenger RNA of Pungitius pungitius (ninespine stickleback), 2988 nucleotides long. RefSeq names its product plastin-3. Gene Ontology annotation, biological process: actin filament network formation; actin filament bundle assembly. The coding region runs from base 175 to 2043 and encodes 622 amino acids. NCBI's taxonomy places the organism in Eukaryota, Metazoa, Chordata, Actinopteri, Perciformes, Gasterosteidae. Gene Ontology annotation, cellular component: actin filament; cytoplasm; actin filament bundle. Gene Ontology annotation, molecular function: actin filament binding; calcium ion binding. The transcript is spliced from 16 exons. The record is from RefSeq and is a predicted model, not a curated record.
UGUAAACGUCUGGUGGUGACGUCAGCGAAUGGGCGGGGCCAACAUUCCAACUGCUGUCUACUUUUGUCUCUACGUGGAGGAGGCAGGACUGAGAGCUGGACGCUGUCUGGAAAUUUCGGGCGCACCGACAUCCCACUUUCUUCUGACUGACCACCUCAGGUCAAUCUGAGAAACAUGACUGGAAAAAUAACAAAAGAGGAGAUGGAGGAGAUGAGGGAGAUCUUUGAGAAAACUGAUCUGGACCACAAUGGAUACAUCUGUGAUCAUGAGCUCCAUGAACUCCUCAAAGAUGCCGGCCAUCCCCUGCCUGGAUACAUGGUUCGAGAGAUCAUCCAGAAACUGGAUCGCAACAAGGACAAUAAGAUCAGCUUUGAAGAGUUUCUGGCGAUCACUCAAGAGCUGAAGGGCAGUGAGGUAGCAAAAACCUUCCGCAAGGUCAUCAACAGAAAAGAAGGCAUCAUGGCUAUCGGAGGGACGUCUGUGCUGUCAAGCGAAGGCACACAGCACUCGUUCUCUGAGGAGGAGCGGUACGCAUUUGUGAACUGGAUCAACACCGCUCUGGAAAAAGACCCCGACUGCCAGCACGUCCUUCCCAUGGACCACCACGUGGACUCCCUCUUCACGUCUGUCGGGGACGGUAUCGUACUUUGCAAGAUGAUAAACCUGUCGGUGCCGGACACCAUAGACGAGAGGACAAUAAACAAGAAGAAGCUGACACCGUUUACGAUACAGGAGAAUCUGAACCUGGCCCUGAACUCUGCUUCUGCCAUCGGCUGCCACGUGGUAAACAUCGGUGCUUUAGACCUAAAAGAGGGGAAGCCGCAUCUUGUGCUCGGCCUGCUGUGGCAGAUCAUCAAGAUCGGCCUGUUCGCUGACAUCGAGCUCAGCAGAAAUGAAGCGCUGGCAGCAUUGCUGAAAGAAGGGGAAACCCUGGAGGACCUGAUGAAGCUGUCUCCAGAGGAACUGCUGUUGCGCUGGGCAAACUUUCACCUGGAAAAUGCUGGCUGGCAGAAGAUCAACAACUUCAGCUCUGACAUCAAGGACUCGAGGGCCUACUUCCACCUCCUGAAUCAAAUCUCUCCAAAAGGCACGGAUGAAGAUCACCCACGCAUUGACAUCAACAUGGGGGGCUUCAGCGAGAAAGACGACAUGAAGAGGGCAGAGGCCAUGCUCCAGCAGGCCGACAGACUUGGCUGCCGACAGUUUGUCACCCCGGCUGACGUCGUCAGUGGAAACCCCAAACUCAACCUCGCCUUCGUGGCAAAUCUGUUCAACAAAUAUCCAGCGCUGACCAAACCCGAGAAUGAGGACAUUAACUGGGGACUAUUGGAAGGGGAGACACGGGAAGAGAGGACAUUCAGAAACUGGAUGAACUCUCUGGGAGUGAACCCACAUGUCAAUCACCUGUAUGGAGACCUCCAGGAUGCCAUGGUCAUCCUUCAACUCUACGAGAAGAUUAAAGUGCCCGUGGACUGGAACAACAAGGUCAACAAGCCGCCCUACCCCAAACUGGGAACCAACAUGAAAAAGUUGGAGAAUUGUAAUUAUGCGGUGGAGCUUGGUAAAACAGCCAAGUUCUCCCUCGUUGGCAUCGGCGGGCAGGACCUGAACGAUGGCAACGCUACCCUGACUCUCGCACUGGUGUGGCAGCUGAUGAGAAGAUAUACAUUGAAUGUACUUGAAGGACUGGGUGAUGGACAGAAAGUAAAUGAUGACAUCAUUGUAAAGUGGGUGAACAAAACAUUGGAAGAAGCUGGAAAAUCAACAAAGAUUUCAAGCUUCAAGGACAAGGAGAUCAGCAGCAGCUUGGCAGUAGUGGAACUGAUCGACGCCAUUCAGCCCGGCAGCAUCAACUACGAGCUGUUGAAAACCGGCAGCCUCUCUGAAGACGAAAAGCUGGAGAACGCCAAGUACGCAGUCUCUAUGGCGAGGAAGAUCGGAGCACGCGUCUAUGCUCUCCCAGAAGACCUUGUGGAGGUGAAGCCCAAAAUGGUGAUGACGGUCUUUGCCUGCUUGAUGGGUCGGGGGAUGAAGCGGGCCUAAAGAGACUGGCUGGAAUCAUUGUGACACUUAUUCUUGCCCACCAGCCAUUCGAGUUUUGAAGAGCUUCCCCAAACUGAAAGAAUGAAGAUUGUUGGUUUUUUUUUUGUAUGACAAUAAAAUGAUGUCAGAGGCAGAAUUUGCAUGCGCCCCGGUCUCUUUUGAGGCGUUUACUGAACAAUGAUGUCCUCCUAUUUAAAGUGAAUCCACAAUACUAAAUUGUCUGAAGAGAUGGGUCUCUUGCUACAGUGGAUAAUGUGUCUCCAUAUUCAGGACUAGAUUAAUGUAAAAGAAUGUUGUUUUAAUGAGUAUUCAUAUUUCCAGCUGCAAGGUUGUUUACAUAUUUUUACGCCGACUGAUACGUAAAUGAUAUCCUUGGCUAAGCAACACACAUUCCUGAAUACCAUGAGUAAAAACGGUAAGCGAGAGAGGCAGGGUGUUUGGGUCGAGCACACCCAAAAAAACAAAAACAUCGCCUCUUCUUAAUGAAGUACAAGCAUGUCUUAAUACCUGCCAGCAUACAUUCUACAGGUCUGUAUACAGAAGCCAUUAAGGUGAAAUUAUAGGCAAGACCAGCUUGGCGUGGUGUCUGUCCCCUUGUACUCGUCAUUUGUUUGUUUCUUUGGGAUAUUUACUCGAGGUAAAUGCUGUCUUCUUUUGGGGCGUCUGGUCUUUGUUGUGUUGGACUCCUUUGGGCUGUUGUGGUGGAUGAGGAGCAGGCGGACUGGACUCUCCUGGCUUCUUCUGUGCCUUAUUGUCGCAAAGACGACGUGUACUCGCGCUUUCAGGUUUUCCCUUUUUUCUUUUGUAUUCAACAAUACCAAAUAUAAACAGUUACUUCAUUCCAGGUAGUUUCAUGAUAUUCUAUGACAAUGGCCAAAUUGUAUUUGGUCUAAUGUCCACGUCUACUCUUACGUGCUUGUAACAAUAAAUAUUAUGUUGAAAAAU